GAAAUGACGUGGAUCUCCUGGUAGGUACUGUUUAUUUGUCCUUUCUUCCAUUGUUCCCGAGUGACGGGGAGAAAUGGGGCAUUCUCGUGUCCAGAAAUCCAUCCAGGCACUUGCGUAAUCUUUCUUUGCAGACCUGGACGUUGUUUGGGCACUGCUUACUCUUUGGAAGGAGCCUGCGCGCGUGUCGCCUGUGCGAAAAACAGCUCACAGCAGACAGCGCGUGUCCACAUCACAAAAGUACAGCGGUUCUGCCGCUCUCUGCCGCCGCGUGCGCGGUGUAUCACUUUGUCGCGAAGCUUCUGAGGUAGAAAUUUGUAGGACUUGCAUUGUUUUCUCUUUACACUCUGUCUUCUAAUUUCUGUGUUCGAAAACUUUUGUGUUUUCUGUCUUGCCGCACGGCCCCGCUGGUAGAGACCGGGUGGCUUUUUCUGGGCCGCGCCAGCGUUCGCACAGUUCCUCUGCCUUUUUCAGACGUUUGGAAAAUGUCGACUCUUCAGGACAUUCGCUUGCCGACCUGGCAGCAAAUUCGGCGGUUCGUUCAGGACCCCGAAAUCGUCACCGCCGAAGUCCUUUUUCUCAUCCUUACUCUGUCCAAUGUCUUCGUCAUGUACCGCCUUUUCCUCGAUGUGGUCCCCUACCCCGUGUUCGUCACUUGGUGGCAACUGGCGCAGGGUCUCUUCAUGGCCUGGUGUCUUGGUGAAACCGGAAAGGAAUUCCCAAAAUUUGCGUACUUUCCCCGCGUUGAGUUCGACAAGAAGCUGCUGAAGAAACUUGUUGUCCCAUCCAUCGUCAACGCAUUUAUGCUUGUGCUCGCAAACGUGGUGCUCUACCGCACGAACUGCGUUGCGACGUUGCCGGUUACAGUUUCUUUUGCAGUCGUCCUUCACCACGUCACCCGUUUCAUUGGGUGCGGCGAAGAGUACAUGCCCAUGAGGUGGCAAGCCGUUGGCCUGCUCAUGCUCGCCUUCGUCCUCGGCUGCACCGACUCGAUGACUGUCGGCGCCCAGGUCCUCCCAUGGGCAGUGCUGUACUCCAUCUUCUCCGCAGCCUUCCGUGCUGCCUACCUGCAAAAAGUGAUGCACGAAGUCGACGGCCGCGGGAACCUCCUGUACAACCACCAGCACAUCAUCGGUGUCGCCCUGUUGCCCAUCCUCUGCCUCGUGUGCGGAGAAUCCCGAGUCAUCACCAGCAUGCCGAUGAACUUCACUCUGCUGCACACUUGGCAAGUGUGGGGCUGCUUGGUCACCGUCGGCGCUCUUCCGUUUUUGAAGAACAUCGUUUCUAACCGCCUUAUCCGCCGUACCGGCCAAGCCCCGUGGAGAUUCCUCGAGAUCGUGUCCAUCGCCCUGGUCUUCCUCAUCGGUCUCGGCUUCGGCGUUCCCGGCUGGCAAGGAUUCAUCUGCAUCCUCCUUGUCUUGGCAGGACGUACCUUCUGCGCGUACGAUGUUAUCAUGAACGCUGCUGAUGUCGAAGCUGCCCGCGAGACUCGAGGCGGCAGCCGCGCACCUCAGGAGCUGGGCGAUGCUAACGAGCUGGAGACGGGCUCUCAGUCCUCUCAGAAGCCCUUCCUGCAAGCAAUCCAGGAAGAUGGCGGCGAGAACUACGCCGACGUUUGUGACGACGAAGCCCAUUCGAGCUAAGCACUUCUCCGAGCUGAUGCGUUAUGUACUUUAAGGACCUGAGACUCGACGCCAAUACUUCGGCCUUCUUUUUCCUGACUCAGACUGUGUUGUACAUUGGCGACGCAACCUACAUGUAUUUUGAUUAGCGAUGCUGUCAGAAUUGGUUCCGCGUUGUGGUUGGAGAUGGGCACUGAUCCGAUGGGUUGUGAAACUGGAACGAGCGACUUCUUAUGUUUGAACACGCACGGAUGCGGUUAUUUUCCUCCAUGAGUGUCUCUGUCCCGGUGUAUACCGGCUGAGACGUAAGACAGUCUGCAGCUCGCAACUUCCUGUGGUCCAGUAAAAUGUCUUUCGGGGAGAUGUCAUGUCCCAGUGAUGUCGAUAUAGUCUUUGACGUUUCUUUGUUUUUGUGGGAGGGACAGAAACUGGUGUGGUGACUCUGUCACUUGCGCCAGAUAAACUGUAUGACCCACCUGAUUCUCCACUCCUUACGCUUCAACCAGCUGCAGCCCGUUAUCUAGUGCGCGUUACUUGGCUAGUUUCUGCUACACAUUUCGUGUAGGUCCAAACCACAUCUUCCUACAAGAGAUCAGGUGGAGACGGGCAGUUAUCCGUAAGCUUGACAGAUUGCACUUGGAAAUACAGUGGUUGAGCAAUGUAUGUUGCAGGCAGUGUGUCUUAUUAUGGGUUAGAGACCAGUAGCAAACCUUGUACAAAGACUUUCAUACAGUAGAACGGUUGUCGCUUGUUUCUAGUUCUUCACUGGCUUACGAGAGAAGUAUAAAGAGCCAGUCAGUAACCGGGUAUAUUUGUUACACACUUUCUCCGUUGCGCAGUGGUAGACGACGCUCUGUCACGUAACGCGGUUGAAUGCGAACCAAAACCACCCGAAUAUCAGCGGACAGCGCUUGACUGAUGCAAGAUGACCCCUAAUAGCAUCUUGGUAAAACUAUAUCGUUAAACUCUUGGCGAAUGAAGUGAUGCACGACAGAG
Messenger RNA from Toxoplasma gondii ME49, 2615 nucleotides. RefSeq names its product GAP40 protein (gene GAP40). The transcript is spliced from 2 exons. The record is from RefSeq and is a predicted model, not a curated record. Lineage: Eukaryota; Apicomplexa; Conoidasida; Eucoccidiorida; Sarcocystidae. Bases 483 to 1640 code for a protein of 385 amino acids.